UAUUUACCGCACUGUAUUAAAAACAUUUAAUUCCACGUAAAUCGGUUCAGUGUUGUUCGAAUUUCACUAUCGCCACUACGUUUUGUCGUGCUCUGGACAUUAACUAGUCAGGAUGGGAAGUUUCAGUGUUCUACUAUUGAUCGUCCCAUUUGGGUUGUGCCUUUCGCUGUACUAUCCAGCGACGAAGGCCGCACCAACGGCGGACACAGCAGAAGAUCAGCUGAUGCUACCAGCGGGCAAUCCGUAUCACCUGGUGCAGCGUCGGACGAUAAUUUUUCGGCCAAUUUUCCUUUAUCGACAGCAAGAGAUCGAGAAACAGCGAAAACAUGAAACCAGAGAACAAAAUCAACAGGAUAAUCAGGGAUACCAACAGCAGCUGCAGGAAUAUGAACAGCAAAUGCAAGACUACAAACAGCAGAUGCAGCAAUAUAAGCAACAGCAUAAUUGAUUCACUAAAAUGUUAUGAUAAAAAUAAUUUAUUAUAGAUUCUAAAAUAUAUUUCGUUUUUUUUUUGAGUUUGUAA
Wyeomyia smithii (pitcher-plant mosquito) is the source of this 523-nucleotide messenger RNA. Its product is annotated as transcription factor SPT20 homolog. Lineage: Eukaryota; Metazoa; Arthropoda; Insecta; Diptera; Culicidae. The record is from RefSeq and is a predicted model, not a curated record. The transcript is spliced from 2 exons. The coding region runs from base 113 to 448 and encodes 111 amino acids.